This is a messenger RNA of Ictalurus punctatus (channel catfish), 2987 nucleotides long. It is a transcript of the gene anks1ab, whose product is annotated as ankyrin repeat and sterile alpha motif domain containing 1Ab. Gene Ontology annotation, cellular component: cytosol. NCBI's taxonomy places the organism in Eukaryota, Metazoa, Chordata, Actinopteri, Siluriformes, Ictaluridae. Bases 240 to 1967 code for a protein of 575 amino acids. Gene Ontology annotation, molecular function: protein binding. The transcript has 14 exons. The record is from RefSeq and is a predicted model, not a curated record.
GUGAGAGCAGAGGCAGACAAGGCGACCUCAUGCUCCCCAUUUCAAGCCCAUUUCAAAAACAUUCAUAGCAACAGUGCAAAGACAACUUGCAAGAAUACAGCAGCGGGGAAACGAGGCUUAAUGGUCUCUCUGAUUUGUCAGAUAAUACUGGUCCAUCUUUCAAGUAAUACCCAAAGCAGGGGCCUCUGAGUAAACAUCUGUAUUGCUGUUCCAGAGCCAUUCCAGAACUCUUUCCAGGGAUGUCAACUCUACCUCUGGACACCGAUUUCAACUAUGUUGCAGUCACCUCUCUGGACCAAACUGAAGAGAAAUACAGUCAUUCACCUGAGUCUUCAACCCAGGCCAUGAGGCGGCCAUGUAAGCAAAAGAAGCUUUUUCGUAGCCUCUCCAAGUCAGACUCAGACUUACUGGUUCCCUGUGAAGAGGAUGUGGCUCUGGUUGAAAGGACCAAUUCGUUGGCCAAGUGCAGGAUGGAGAGGACACAAAUGGAUCGGCUGUCCUCACUCACUGCCGAUUGGGAAGAGAUUGAGAAGAUCAUGACAUUAAUUGACAGUGGCAUUGAACUCUCCAAGGAGCACCAACCAGCAGAUGCUGCAGGAAGCCGGGUGCUGGAGCAGUCAGUGGGGGAGUGGCUGGAACACGUGGGCUUUCCUCAGUAUGAGAGUAAGCUGCUACUAAAUGGAUUUGAUGACCUGCGCUUCAUGGGCAGUAAUGUAAUGGAAGAUGAAGACCUUAGAGAAAUUGGCAUCACAGACCCAGGUCACAGGAAGAAAAUUCUUCAUGCAGCAAAGAGUCUACCAAAGGUGAAAGCUCUGGGUUCUGACGGCAGUACUUCGCUGGCCUCAUGGCUGGACAAUCUAGGACUUGGAGAGUAUCUCCACAACUUUCUAUCCAGUGGCUAUCGCACACUUGAGUGUGUGAAGAAUCUGUGGGAGCUGGAGAUUGUUAAUGUGUUAAAAAUUGGCCUGCUUGGCCACAGGAAGAGAAUAAUCGCUUCCAUCUCAGAGCGGCCCUACGAGGAAGCACCUUCGAAGUCUACUCCCUUCUCCCAGCUUAAGAUUCAAGACCUCUUAUCUCAGAACCCAGCACCUCUUGGUUAUAUGGACCCUUAUACUAGUCGCUCCAUGGACAUGCUACUGCCACUGGGGGAUUAUGGAAGGAGAGGCAGAGGGCUGGAUCAGGAGUGCAGUGUCUCACUUCGUUCCUACAGUGAGAGACCACGCUCACAUGACCGGCAUACAGAUCGACACAAGGAAUCCCGGCGGACCCCAAGCCAGUCUGCUACAUACACCACUGUCUCCACAUGGCACCACCAUCCUGAGAAGCUCAUCACAGAGGCUUGUUGCUAUGAAGCUAGUUAUCUUGGGUCUGUGAUAAUCAGAGAUCUCCGAGGUAUUGAAUCUACACAGGAAGCCUGUGCAAGAAUAAGGAAAUCAAAGGACCACCGGAAAGGCCCUGUCAUAAUCCUCUCCAUCACCUAUAAAGGAGUCAAGUUCAUUGACGCAGCCUCUAAGGCUAUCGUGGCAGAGCAUGAGAUCCAGAACAUCUCCUGUGCGGCUCAGGAUCCUGAUGAACUUCGCACUUUUGCAUACAUUACAAAAGACCUGAAGUCGGGGCACCACUUCUGCCAUGUUUUCACUACAGUUGAAGUGACGCAAACCUAUGAGAUCAUCUUGACUCUGGGACAGGCAUUUGAAGUGGCCUAUCAGAUGGCUCUUCAAGCACAGAAAGCCCGACGUCACAGUUCCUACAGUGGGGCAAACUUGGAGAUCAUUGAAACCAAGAGCAGCAGGCCAGUCUCAUCUCGCAACAGCAUGCGCCGCUCAAUGGCUGCCCCUGUGUCUGAAUGCCAUUGCUGCUACUGUCACAUCUGUUCUACCCACCGCCCCUCCUACCUCCCGCUGCCCUCUGUCAGCCCUGGAGUUCAGCUGACUCCACCUUUCAAGUUUCCGGACACCAAGGUGUGAAUAGAAGUGGAAAUCAGGUGAAUCAUAACGUAAGCGAAUGAGAGAACAAGAUGUGUCAAUCAUUCAGUGGCACAGAAUUGCAGCAUGAGGAGAUUGAUCCAGUACUGUGUGAUUUCUCCUUUGAUGAGUUUAGACAAAUUCGCAAUGAGGAUUUGUGCAUUUGGUUGUGAGGUGGGUCUGUGCGUACAACAACCACAGCAUGCUAGUCUUUUAUUUGUUUGAAUAAACAUACUGUUUACUUUACUAUUUAAUAAGAAGUCAAAUAGGAUAUUUUGGAGAAACUGGAAUCUUAGUAUUAAGCUCUGUGAGAUCGAUUAUAAGUUACAGUCCUUAACGUGGGCUUUUAGAUAUAGGGUACUUCCAUACACAACAUGAAGAUUGAGAACUGCAAAAUAUCUUCCUUAUACUCAAGACUCACUCUACAAUAAAAGGAGUGAGGAUUUUGUUCACUUAAUGUUUGCUUUAACAAUUGCUUGGAUGGAUUUUUUGUAAUGUGAGCCAAAAAUAUUGAAAAUGUUAAGAGUAGGGCUGAAAAUGUACACCUGAAUCAGAGCUGACUGGCAAAUAUAAUUCCUGUCAUUCAAUUCUGAAUGAACACUGUGCAACAUCUACAAAAUGGCUUUAGCUGGAGGUACUCAACUUUAAUCACACUGUGAAAUGACAGAAAAUAAGCAUUUACCUUAGAGCUGUUACUCAUUAUUCUUGAUGUGAUGGGACAUUUAACUUAAAAACAAAACCAAAAAAAAAAGAAGGGGGAAAAAAAAAGCAUGUCCCUCUCUUCAUAAAUCACUUACAUUUUCUAUAUGUCGCUUGCACUUUAUUUUGUUUACACUGAGUAUUUGGAUAUGAUGUCAAGAUAGAGACUUGCCAAAUGCUGUAGCAUUUAUAUCCUUGAAUUAAAUAACCAUGUCUAUUUUGGGGACUAACCUAAAAUGUUAUAUAAAAUGUUCAUAAUUCUUUCAUUUAGUUGUCACAUCAAUAUAAAUGACCUAAUAAAAUUUAAUGACUUCUUUUGUGUCA